Molecule: messenger RNA, 1266 nt
Organism: Cinara cedri
Lineage: Eukaryota; Metazoa; Arthropoda; Insecta; Hemiptera; Aphididae
Source: the annotation of a GenBank genome assembly
AUGAUAUCUAAACUUUUUAGAUUUACGAGUUCCUCUGAAGAAGAGAUUAAUAAAAAACCAAAUACACAAACAAUUGAAAUAAAAAAAGAAACUGAUUUAAUAAACAGUUGUAACGUUUCACAAUUGUCCAAUGUAAAUCAACAUAAGCUAAUUUAUAAAGAAAAAAAACUAUUUAAAUGUAAUGUUUGUCGAAUAUCAUGUUUUAGUUUAUCUAAUUUAAAGGAGCAUAAGUUAAUUCAUAUAAAAGAAAUGCUUCAGAAAUGUGAGGUAUGUAAAAAAUCAUUUAUUCAUAAAUCAAAUUUGUUAGUAUACCCAAGAAUUCAUACUGGGGAAAAACCAUAUAAUUUUAAGGUAUGUGAAGUAUCAUUUACUAGUUCGAGCAGUUUAAAUAGACAUAAGUUAAUUCAUACAGAAGAAAAGCCCUACAAAUGUGAAGUAUGUGAAAAAUCAUUUAGACAUAAAUCAACUUUGUCAGCACACACAAGGAUUCAUACUAGAGAGAACAUUUACAAAUGCAAUGUUUGUAGAAUAUCCUUUAAUAGAUUGUCCAGAUUAUUGCAACAUAAGUUUAUUCAUACUGGAGAAAAACCAUUUAAAUGUGAUGUUUGUAAAUUAGCAUUUGCUUAUAUGUCUAGUUUAAACCGGCAUAAAAAAAUUCAUAUAGAAGAAAAGCCCUACAAAUGUGAGGUAUGUAAAAAACCAUUUAGACAUAAAUCAAAUUUAUUGAAUCACACAAGGAUUCAUACUCCCGAGACAUAUAUUAAAUGUGAUGUUUGUGAAAUAUCAUUUGCUACUUUGUCCAAUUUAAAGCGGCAUAAGUUAAUUCAUACAGGAGAAAAGCUCUUCAAAUGUGAUGUUUGUAAAAAAUCAUUUAGACAUAAAGCAAAUUUGUUGGGUCACACAAGAAUUCAUACUGGUGAAAAACCAUAUAAAUGUGAUGUUUGUCUAAUAUCAUGUAUUACUAUGUCCAAUUUAAAGCGGCAUAAGUUAAUUCAUACAGAAGAAAAGCUCUACAAAUGUGAGGUAUGUAAAAAAUCAUUUAGACAUAAAUCAAAUUUGUUGGGUCAUACAAGGAUUCAUACUGGUGAAAAACCAUUUAAAUGUAAUGUUUGUAAUAAAUCAUUUACUGGUUUGUCCAAUUUAAAGCGGCAUAAGGUAAAACAUACAGAAGAAAAGCUCUACAAAUGUGAGGUAUGUAAAAAAUCAUUUAAACAUAACACUUCGUUGACUGUACAUGUAAGAAAACAUACUAUACAGAAACUCUGA